AUGAAUACGGAUGAAGACUCUCCUGUUAAGAAAAAAGUAGAUAAACCAUCAACUGAUAAUCUAACAGUGAUUCUAGACAAGAUAGAUGCGAAACGAUUAGAGAAAGGUGACGAAGAACCAAAACCGCGUAUUGUUCUAACGUUUCGGUCGGAGAAAAACAGUGCCAAGAGUAGUAACAUGAAGAUAGUAACUAACGAGGAGAAACAAGAGGAGGCUCCGCGUCGGUCCAGUAGGACUCGCGGUAAGUGGGAAUGGGUGUGCGAUAGCGACACAUCUCCUAAGAAGAACAAGUCUGGCACACAGACUAUGUCAGAGAAUGAUGAGUCAGACAGCUCACACACCACUCCCAAGCGAUCGACGCGGCGGCGCAGCAAGGACUCGGAUAAUGUCCUAGCCAAUGCUAUUGCUAGAAAGGAGAAAUCAUAUGAAACCCAGCAAGCCCCUCAAAGAUUGUCUCGUAGAAUAAAACCUACAGCUAAGAUUCUUGCUAAUGAAGAAUUACGAAUUGGAUUGGAAUCUCAGAACAAUGCGCGUCUAGGCAUAAAUGACAAGUCUCCUGAGGAGGGAGUGAGGACACGGAGGUCUGUUCGUCCUUUGGCAACGCAGGUAGAAAAGAAGAAGGAGCGAGAGGUAGAAGUCGAAGAGGAGAUGGCAGAGCUAGGAGAAGAUGAUGAUAGCCAAAGUCAGAAUACUGUGAUGAAAUUGAAGCACCUUUGUGAGCUGGGCUUGAAGGCUAUUAGCCCAGAUGAAGCAGAGGAGAGUGGGAAUGAAAACAAAGGGGAAGAGGAUGAGGAGGAAGAAGCAGAAGGAGAAGAAGAAGAAGGUGAAGGAGAAGCUGAUGAGUUAGAUGAGGAUGAGGAAGUGGAGGAUGCAAUAUUCCUCAGCAAGAUGAUGGAGCCUGAUGACUCGAGUGAUGCUGACAGUGACUUCCGCUGCUCUGUCGAGGUAGCGGCCAAGAACAGGCCGAGGCGGUCCACAAGACUGUGCUCCUCUAUUGGAUUCAAUGACAGCGAUCGAUCAUCACCUGUUGGGGAAGAUGAACAUAAGUCUCCGCGGCGCCCGUCCAAACGGUCGAAGCACAAUUACGUGGAAGACAGUGAAAGGAGUCAUCGUAAGAGGAGGAGGCACCGGUCAUCUGGUGGUGACGAACCUCAUUCCGACGCUGAAGUUGAGGAUAUAAGUACUCCAGCCGCCGCCGACGAAGGUUCCGAAGCUGCUUGCCCGACCGACGAGAUCAAAAUAAUAGCGGCCUGCUUCUGCGAGACGCCUAGCAACGUGUACGCUGCGCCUGAAGAACUUACCGAGCCAGUAUUCUGCCAAGCGAUAGAGCUGGUGGACGGAGUCCGUGUAGGGUGUUCCCACAGCGCUCGUCGCCACCGCAGCCUAGUGAGUAGUGGCAACCCUAGUGGGCUGGCCCCGCUGGUGCGCGCCGGCCCUAGGGCUCCCUACUUCCUGGCCUGCUCCCUGCACGCCACGCAGCUCGCCAAGCACAUGUGCUGUCCUGCCUGCGGACUAUUCUGCACUCAGGGCAUAUUCUACCAGUGCUCAUCAGGUCACCUGUUCCACCUGGACUGUGGUCUGCCUUAUAACGACACGAAGCAGGUGCCUCCAGGCUGUCCGCACUGCGGGAUCUCUUCCUACCGCUGGAAGACUGCCAACGACAGCUGUGUCAAGGUCCAGGUCGAGAUGAAGUGCAGCAACAAACGAAUCUUCUUGCCCGACCAGAGGGAACAGUGCACUCCAGCAUACCUCUCCUUUUCCAUUCGAGAGCCUAAGCCAGAGUCAGGUCCAGUUAUACCGCCGGACCUGCUCCCGUCCCCCCCGGUAGACCUGAAGCAGUUCUGUGAGCAAGCGGCGCAGGCGCCCAACAAGUCGCCUCAACCACUUUGUGACGCCAUCCUCAGGGGCGACCCUGUCCAUCAACUUAUACCUAAGAUUGUGUCGAGCGCGAGCCUGAACAAGUCCGUGUCUGGGCAGGCGGGCGGGAGCUGCGCGCACGCGGCGGCGCGCUGGGGGCGGCCGGCCGCGCUGUACCUGCUGCACUACGCGGGCGCGGGGCUCGACCACACCGACACACACAUGCGGACGCCGCUCAUGGUCGCCAUACUCGCACUUGUGGAAAAACCAACAAUUAAAAAGAAGAAAGGCAACAAGCGCUCCAAGUCUGAGGAACCAGAACCAGAUGCUGACAAAACAGAGGAGAGUGAGAAACAGGACAAGGGAGAGGACAGGAUGGAUGAAGAGGACGACACUGUGAGGACCAAGGAGGAAGACCUUGUCAAGGUCAUACGUUAUCUGGUGAUUGCUGGAUGUGAUGUCAACUUGCCCGGUCCGGACGGUAUGACAUGCCUCCAUAUAGCAGCUCAGCACGGUCUGGUGGGAGUCAUACCAUUCCUUCUUGAGAGAGCCAAUGUGGACGCCAGGGAUCAUGGAGGGUGGACGCCACUCGUCUGGGCUGCUGAGAACAACCACAGUCAGGCCGUCAAGUUGUUGCUGGGCGCGGGCGCGGAGGCGGCGUCGUGCGACAGCGAGGGCAACGGCUGCGUGCACUGGUGCGCGCUGGCGGGCGCGGCCGCCGCGCUGCUGGCGCUGCUGGACGCGCGCCCCGCACUCGCCGACACGCUCAACGCGCAUGGAGACACGCCGCUACACAUAGCUGCGAGACAAGGUCACUAUGCCUGCGUGGUUAUGCUGCUAGCUCGCGGAGUACGGACGGACAUAGAGAACGCGGCGGGCGAGUUGCCGGUGGAGGUCUGCACGGGGCAGUGUCAGACUGCCAUCUCACUCAACAUGCAGAUGACCAUCGCCGUCAAAGACAACCUGCCACGGUUCAAACUACUCUCCAGCGACAUCUCAAACGGCCGCGAGCCGUUUCCGAUCCCGUGUGUGAACGAGGUGGACGACGCGCCCUUACCGGACGACUUCACAUACGUCACGCGGCACGUCAUGCCUGUACCCGUCAAUGUUGACAACACCAUCGAUACUCUGCAGGGCUGCCAGUGCGCGGCGGGCGAGUGCAGCUCGAUGUCGUGCGCGUGCGCGGCGCUGGGCGUGCGCGGCUGGUACUGCGGCGGCCGCCUGGCGCCCGCCUUCCCCUACCACGACCCGCCCAUGCUGUUCGAGUGCAACCAGACCUGCCACUGUAACAUGCGUCGUUGCGGCAACAGUAUAGUGAGUCGCGCGGCGGCGGCGGGCUCCGUGUGCGUGCGCGUGCAAGUGUUCCGUUGCGCAGAGCCCCGCGGCUGGGGGCUCCGCGCGCGCCAGCCAGUACCGCGCGGGGCUCCCGUCGCGCUCUACGUCGGGGAACUACUGCCACUGCCGCAGGCAGACACGCGCGCCGCAGACCAGUACAUGUUCGCCCUCGAUGUCAAAUCCGACUUGUUAGAGCAAUGUUCGGACAAGACGCAGCUAUGCGUGGACGCGGCGCAGUACGGCAGCGCGGCGCGGUUCAUCAACCACAGCUGCCGGCCCAACCUGGCGCCCGUCCGCGUCUUCACCGACACGCGCGACCUGCGCCUGCCCACAGUCGCACUCUUCGCCACCGCAGACAUACAGCAGGAUGAGGAACUCACGUUCGACUAUGGAGACAAAUUCUGGUCUGUAAAAUCGAAGUGGAUGAAAUGUGAAUGUGGAAGUGUAGACUGCAGGUAUCCUACUAAAUCUGAAGAUACGGAGUCUUCGUGA
Messenger RNA from Spodoptera littoralis (African cotton leafworm), 3684 nucleotides. NCBI's taxonomy places the organism in Eukaryota, Metazoa, Arthropoda, Insecta, Lepidoptera, Noctuidae. The record is from the annotation of a GenBank genome assembly.